Oncorhynchus mykiss (rainbow trout) is the source of this 2064-nucleotide messenger RNA. It is a transcript of the gene chac2, whose product is annotated as ChaC glutathione specific gamma-glutamylcyclotransferase 2. Gene Ontology annotation, biological process: glutathione catabolic process. NCBI's taxonomy places the organism in Eukaryota, Metazoa, Chordata, Actinopteri, Salmoniformes, Salmonidae. Gene Ontology annotation, molecular function: glutathione specific gamma-glutamylcyclotransferase activity. Gene Ontology annotation, cellular component: cytoplasm. The record is from RefSeq and is a predicted model, not a curated record.
UGUCUGACUAUCACGUGACGAGUUGUUGGUUGCUUGAGAUAGAAGUAGCUGGUCGCGACAUUGAGCUCCGUUGUGAAUGCAGUACAGUAUUAGCUGCCACUAACAGAAAAGAUGGUGGUGUAUAGUGCUAAAAACUAAAUGUUUGACAGUACAUGCUACGUGAGGUGUGACAGUUAUCCAGCCAGGUGGAGGAGCAGGUACAGUAGCUAUGUGGGUGUUCGGUUAUGGCUCUCUGAUCUGGAAGGUGGAUUUUCCCUAUGAGGAGAAGCGGAUCGGCUACAUUUUAGGCUUCAGCCGGCGCUUCUGGCAAGGCAGCACCGACCACAGGGGAGUGCCAGGCAAGGUGACGUAUCUAUCUGUAUGGAUGACUAGUGAAGGGAGUCCUGGCCGAGUCGUGACUCUGGUGGAGGACCCAGAGGGUUGUGUCUGGGGCGUGGCAUAUAAGCUGCCGUCUGGCCGAGAGCAGGAAGUGAAGUGUUUCCUUGACUACCGGGAGAAGGGCGGUUACCGUGUCAUCGCAGUGAACUUUCACCCCCGACCCUCCGUGACCCCCACACGACACACUGACACUCUCCCUGAACCCAGCCAGGCUCUGCUCUACAUCGGUUCUAAUGACAGCCCUGACUACCUGGGUCCCGCCCCCCUGGAGCUGAUAGCCAAUCAGAUUGUAGAUGCUGUCGGACCAAGUGGACGGAACACUGAAUACCUGUUUUCAUUGGCUGAGGCGCUGAGGACUCUCCUCCCUGAAGACUCAGACACACACCUCUUCUCUCUCGAAGACCUGGUUAGAGAGAGACUAGCACACACACUUACUACAUGUGUGUCAGUAAACCAUCGCAGGGAUGCUGUAGAUUGUCAGUCAUGUGAUUGUCUCCAGGACCAUUCAGAGCUGGGUUAAGGUUAGGGUUAGGACCGUUCAAAGCUGGGUUAGGGUUAGGACCUUUCAAAGCUGGGUUAGGGUUAGGACUGUUCAGAGCUGGGUUAGGGUUAGGACUGUUCAGAGCAGGGUUAGGGUUAGGACCGUUCAGAGCUGGGUUAAGGUUAGGACUGUUCAGAGCUCGGUUAGGACUGUUCAGAGCUGGGUUAGGGUUAGGACUGUUCAGAGCUGGGUUAGGGUUGGGACUGUUCAGAGCUAGGGUUAGGGUUGGGACUGUUCAGAGCUGGGUUAGGGUUAGGACUGUUCAGAGCUGGGUUAGGACUGUUCAGAGCUGGGUUAGGGUUAGGACUGUUCAGAGCUGGGUUAGGACUGUUCAGAGCUGGGUUAUGACUGUUCAGAGCUGGGUUAGGGUUGGGACUGUUCAGAGCUGGGUUAGGGUUAGGACUGUUCAGAGCUGGGUUAGGGUUAGGACUGUUCAGAGCUGGGUUAGGACUGUUCAGAGCUGGGUUAGGGUUGGGACUGUUCAGAGCUGGGUUAGGACUGUUCAGAGCUGGGUUAGGACUGUUCAGAGCUGGGUUAGGGUUAGGACUGUUCAGAGCUGGGUCAGGGUUAGUAGAAUAUGUACCAAACCUGCCAGGUCAGUGUUACUUUUUGCGGCGUUCAAAACAACUGGGAAUUCGAUAAAAAACGAGCUCUGACUGGGGAGAAAUCGAUUUGAACGGUCAUCCAACUCGGGAACUCGGGCCUCUUUCUAGAGCUCACUGACGUCAUGAUUUGACCUUAUAUUUUUACAAAUUCCCAGUAGUUUUGAACGCGGCAUUAGUCCUAUCUCUAAGGACUGGUUUACUGUUCGAGAUCUCUCACUUUCCAGCGAUGUCAUUUAAACCUGUCUCACGCUCCAGUGAUGUCAUUUAAACCUGUCUCACGCUCCAGUGAUGUCAUUUAAACCUGUCUCACGCUCCAGUGAUGUCAUUUAAACCUGUCUCAUGCUCCAGUGAUGUCAUUUUAAACACUUGUCUCAGUCUCCAGUGAUGUCAUAUUAAAUAGCUGUCUCACUCUUCAGUCCAUAUAGACAGGUUGGUUAUUUAGCAACAAAACUGACGCAUUGAGGUAGUAUGUACAGUUGAAGUCGGAAGUUUACAUACACUUAGGUUGUAGUCAUUAAAACUUGUUUUUCAACCACUCCA